Messenger RNA from Mesoplodon densirostris (Blainville's beaked whale), 9997 nucleotides. It is a transcript of the gene NFAT5, whose product is annotated as nuclear factor of activated T cells 5. Gene Ontology annotation, cellular component: transcription regulator complex. The coding region runs from base 306 to 4967 and encodes 1553 amino acids. Gene Ontology annotation, biological process: cytokine production; calcineurin-NFAT signaling cascade; regulation of transcription by RNA polymerase II. Gene Ontology annotation, molecular function: transcription factor binding; DNA-binding transcription factor activity, RNA polymerase II-specific; RNA polymerase II cis-regulatory region sequence-specific DNA binding. The record is from RefSeq and is a predicted model, not a curated record. The transcript is spliced from 15 exons. NCBI's taxonomy places the organism in Eukaryota, Metazoa, Chordata, Mammalia, Artiodactyla, Ziphiidae.
GCGACCGUCAGUUUUCGCUGAGGAGAAGCACGAAGCGGACCCGUUGGCUCUCCCCCUCCCUUUCCCCGCCCUGAACCCCCCUCCUGGCUCGCCGAAAAUUAGUCUCCGUGGAGUUUCCCCUCCACCCCGCCUCCGUUUCCUCGGUCCUCGGCUCGGUGGAAGUCACUGCCCUCGAAGAGGAGGCAGCGGCAGCCGCCCUCGCCUGCCGCCCCCGGUUCGGUGCCCGCGGUCCCGGAGAGGAGGUGCCGCCGCCACCGCCGCUCCACCCCUCCCGCUGCCCUCGGGCCGGGCUGGGUCGAGCUGCGAUGCCCUCGGACUUCAUCUCAUUGCUCAGCGCGGACCUAGACCUGGAGUCGCCCAAGUCCCUGUACUCGCGAGAUUCUCUGAAGUUACACCCAUCACAGAAUUUUCAUAGAGCUGGACUAUUGGAAGAAUCUGUCUAUGAUCUUCUCCCAAAGGAGUUACAGUUACCUCCAUCUAGAGAACCAUCUGUAGCAUCAAUGAGUCAGACAAGUGGUGGUGAGGCAGGCUCGCCUCCUCCAGCUGUAGUUGCUGCUGAUGCUUCUUCAGCUCCCUCCUCUUCCUCCAUGGGCGGUGCUUGCAGCUCCUUUACCACCUCUUCCAGCCCUACCAUUUAUUCUACCUCAGUCACCGACAGCAAGGCUAUGCAAGUGGAGAGCUGCUCCUCAGCCUUGGGGGUAAGUAACCGAGGGGUAAGUGAAAAGCAGUUAACCAGUAACACAGUUCAGCAGCAUCCAUCAACACCGAAGAGGCACACAGUCUUGUACAUCUCACCACCACCUGAGGACUUGCUGGAUAACAGUCGGAUGUCCUGCCAGGAUGAGGGGUGUGGAUUGGAAUCUGAGCAGAGCUGCAGUAUGUGGAUGGAGGAUUCCCCCUCCAACUUCAGUAACAUGAGCACCAGUUCCUACAAUGAUAACACUGAGGUACCUCGUAAAUCACGAAAACGAAAUCCAAAGCAGAGGCCGGGGGUCAAACGACGAGAUUGUGAAGAGUCUAAUAUGGAUAUAUUUGAUGCCGACAGUGCCAAAGCACCUCACUAUGUGCUUUCUCAGCUUACCACGGACAACAAAGGCAACUCAAAAGCAGGAAAUGGAACAUUGGAAAACCAAAAAGGAACUGGAGUAAAGAAGAGCCCUAUGUUGUGUGGACAGUAUCCUGUUAAAAGUGAGGGAAAGGAACUGAAGAUAGUUGUACAACCUGAGACCCAGCACAGAGCUCGGUACCUAACUGAGGGUAGUCGUGGCUCAGUAAAGGACAGAACACAGCAAGGCUUUCCUACAGUAAAGCUGGAAGGCCAUAAUGAGCCAGUAGUGUUGCAGGUGUUUGUGGGCAAUGACUCUGGUCGAGUGAAACCACAUGGAUUUUAUCAGGCCUGCAGGGUAACUGGGCGAAAUACAACUCCCUGCAAAGAAGUGGACAUUGAAGGCACUACUGUUAUAGAAGUCGGCCUUGAUCCAAGCAACAAUAUGACACUGGCGGUGGACUGCGUAGGGAUAUUGAAAUUGAGGAAUGCUGAUGUGGAAGCCAGAAUAGGAAUUGCUGGUUCCAAGAAAAAAAGCACUCGUGCCAGAUUGGUUUUUCGAGUUAAUAUCACAAGGAAAGAUGGCUCCACUUUGACACUGCAAACACCCUCUUCUCCGAUUUUAUGUACUCAGCCAGCAGGAGUGCCAGAAAUCUUAAAGAAGAGCUUACAUAGCUGUUCAGUGAAAGGAGAGGAAGAAGUAUUUUUAAUCGGCAAGAACUUUCUGAAAGGAACUAAAGUUAUUUUCCAAGAAAAUGUUUCUGAUGAAAACUCUUGGAAGUCAGAAGCUGAAAUCGACAUGGAAUUAUUUCAUCAGAAUCAUCUUAUUGUGAAGGUUCCCCCAUAUCAUGACCAACAUAUAACUUUGCCAGUAUCAGUGGGAAUAUACGUAGUGACCAAUGCUGGAAGAUCUCAUGAUGUUCAGCCAUUCACUUACACUCCAGACCCAGCAGCAGCUGCUGCUUUGAAUGUAAACGUGAAGAAGGAAAUAUCUAGUCCGGCAAGACCUUGCUCUUUCGAAGAGGCCAUGAAAGCAAUGAAAACUGCUGGAUGUAACUUAGAUAAGGUAAAUAUUCUUCCUAAUGCUCUGAUCACUCCACUCAUAUCAAGCAGUGUGAUUAAGAGUGAAGAUGUUACUCCAAUGGAAGUAACAGCAGAGAAAAGAUCUUCUCCUAUUUUUAAGACUACAAAGACAGUUGGAUCCACUCAACAAACAUUAGAAAAUAUCUCUAACAUAGCCGGAAAUGGGUCUUUUUCAUCAUCAUCAUCAUCUUCCCACUUACCUUCUGAAAACGAAAAGCAGCAACAGAUUCAGCCCAAGGCAUACAACCCAGAGACCCUGACAACUAUCCAAACACAGGACAUUUCACAGCCUGGUACCUUUCCAGCAGUUUCUGCUUCUAGUCAGCUGCCCAACAGUGAUGCACUACUGCAGCAGGCUACACAGUUUCAGACAAGAGAAACUCAGCCUAGAGAGGUAUUACAGUCAGAUGGUACAGUGGUUAAUUUGUCACACCUGACUGAGGCAUCACAGCAACAGCAGCAGUCACCACUACAAGAACAAGCACAGACUUUACAGCAGCAGAUUUCAUCAAAUAUUUUCCCAUCACCAAAUAGUGUGAGUCAGCAGCUACAGAAUACAAUUCAACAGCUGCAGGCUGGAAGUUUUACAGGCAGUACUACUAGUGGCAGCAAUGGAAAUGUUGACUUGGUCCAACAAGUUUUAGAGGCACAACAACAGUUAUCUUCAGUUUUAUUUUCUGCUCCAGAUGGUAAUGAGAAUGUUCAAGAACAGCUUAGUGCAGACAUUUUUCAACAAGUCAGUCAAAUUCAAAAUAGCGUAAGCCCUGGAAUGUUUUCCUCAACAGAGCCAGCAGUCCAUACCAGACCAGAUAAUUUAAUAGCUGGAAGAGCUGAAAGUGUUCACCCACAGAAUGAAAACACAUUAUCUAAUCAACAACAGCAACAACAGCAACAGCAAGUGAUGGAAUCAUCAGCUGCAAUGGUGAUAGAGAUGCAACAGAGUAUCUGCCAGGCAGCUGCCCAGAUUCAGUCAGAGCUAUUUCCUUCAACUGCUUCAGCAAAUGGAAACCUUCAGCAGUCUCCGGUUUACCAGCAGACUUCUCAUAUGAUGAGUGCGUUAUCAGCCAAUGAGGACAUGCAAAUGCAAUGUGAAUUGUUUUCUUCUCCUGCAGUUUCUGGAAAUGAAACUGCUACAACCACCACACAGCAGGUUGCAACUCCUGGCACUACCAUGUUUCAGACAUCAAGUUCAGCAGAUGGAGAAGAAACUGGAGCACAAGCAAAACAGAUUCAGAACAGUGUCUUUCAGACCAUGGUCCAAAUGCAACAUAGUGGGGACAGUCAACCUCAAGUUAGCCUUUUUUCAUCUACGAAAAGUAUGAUAAGCGUUCAAAAUAAUGGUACCCCGCAGCAAGGUAAUGGUUUAUUCCAGCAAGGUAAUGAGAUGAUGUCACUCCAAUCAGGGAAUUUUUUGCCGCAGUCUUCUCAUUCACAGGCUCAACUCUUUCAUCCUCAGAAUCCUAUUGCUGAUGCUCAGAACCUUUCCCAGGAAACUCAAGGUUCUAUUUUUCAUAGUCCAAGUCCUAUUGUCCACAGUCAGACUUCUACAACCUCCUCUGAACAAAUGCAGCCUCCAAUGUUUCACUCUCAAAAUACCAUGGCUGUGCUACAGGGCUCUUCUGUUCCUCAAGACCAGCAGUCAGCCAACAUAUUUCUUUCCCAGAGUCCAAUGAAUAAUCUUCAAACUAACACAGUAGCCCAAGAAGAACAGAUUUCAUUUUUUGCAGCUCAGAAUUCAAUUUCUCCACUUCAGUCAACAUCAAACACUGAGCAGCAAGCUGCAUUCCAACAGCAGACUCCAAUAUCACACAUCCAGACCCCUAUGCUUUCCCAAGAACAGGCACAACCCUCCCAGCAAGGUCUAUUUCAGCCUCAGGUUUCCUUGGGCUCCCUUCCUCCUAAUCCAAUGCCUCAAAACCAACAAGGAACAAUCUUCCAGUCACAGCACUCAAUGGUUGCCAUCCAGAGUAACUCUGCAUCCCAGGAGCAGCAGCAGCAGCAGCAACAGCAGCAGCAGCAGCAGCAGCAGCAACAACAGCAGAGCAUUUUAUUCAGCAAUCAGAAUACCAUGGCUCCAAUGGCAUCUCAAAAGCAGCCACCACCAAACAUGAUAUUCAACCCAAGUCAAAAUCCAAUGGCUAAUCAAGAGCAGCAGAACCAGUCAAUUUUUCAUCAACAAAAUAAUAUGGCCCCAAUGAAUCAAGAACAGCAGCCCAUGCAAUUUCAGAACCAGCCCACAGUUUCCUCACUUCAGAACCCAGGUCCUGCCCAGUCCGAAUCAUCACAGACCUCCUUGUUCCAUAGCUCUCCUCAGAUUCAGUUGGUCCAAGGGUCACCCAGUUCUCAAGAGCAGCAAGUAACACUCUUCCUUUCUCCAGCAUCCAUGUCUGCAUUGCAGAACAGUAUAAACCAACAAGACAUGCAACAGUCUCCCCUUUAUUCCCCUCAGAACAACAUGCCUGGAAUCCAGGGAGCCACAUCUUCACCUCAACCACAGGCUACUUUAUUUCACAACACUACAGGAGGCACAAUGAACCAACUACAAAAUUCUCCUGGCUCUUCUCAGCAGACUUCAGGAAUGUUCUUAUUUGGCAUUCAGAAUAACUGUAGUCAGCUUUUAACUUCCGGACCAGCUACAUUGCCAGAUCAGUUGAUGGCCAUAAGUCAGCCAGGCCAACCACAAAACGAGGGCCAGCCACCUGUGACAACACUUCUUUCUCAGCAAAUGCCAGAGAAUUCUCCACUGGCAUCCUCUAUAAACACCAAUCAGGACAUUGAAAAGAUUGAUUUGCUUGUUUCAUUGCAAAACCAAGGGAACAACUUAACUGGCUCCUUUUAACUGGAUAUAAAUUCCAUGAAGAAAAUCCUGAUUUCAAGAUACCCUGAGAUCUUGUGAUUCCAUGAGGAUUAUUGAACUGUUACUUUAAAAAGAAAACAAAAUAUGAAAAACUGUGAUUGAAUAAAUGGAUGGAUUUUACUCUGACUGCAAAAGGGCACACCUAUGCUGCCUAUUGCAGUGAUUAACCACCAUUGUUAACAUCUUUUUAUUUUAUAUUCCUAAUAACAGUGAUGACUGAGAAUCUAUUUGAGUUUCCAGCUGACAGAAUUAAUUGUUGCUAUUUUCCUAGGCAUUAUUUCUUUAAAAAUACAGUUUAAAUUGAUAAGCUGGAUCACUCAGUUAUUAUUGCUAUUAGAAAAUAAUUCAUGUUUCAUGUUUACUUUUGUUCUUCAUUCAGAUUUUCUUUCCUGCAUUUAGUCAAGUAGUGGCUUUUGAAAAAGGAAAGUUCAAAUCAUAACUUAGGCUGUGAUUUUUCAAUAUAAAAAGCACAGCUAUUGGCCAAAGUGAAACAAUCUUUAUUCCGUUUUUAUAGAGAAACUGAAGGGGUAACAUUCUGACAGGUAAGCUGUAUUAAGAGCUCUACACAGAUAAGAGGACUCUAUCACAGACAACACACAAACUGCGAACAGCUGGAAUGCUAUUGAUUUUAUUUUUCAGAGAGUUGUUAAUUCUCUGUGUUUCUGUUAAGGGUUUUAGCCAUAACUGUGCAUAGAAAAAUAUAAACAUCUUGCUCUAUUUAAAAAUGAAGGGGAUAAUAUAUGGUAAAUUAAGUUCUGAUAUCCUCCUACAGUAGUUAAAACUGACAGAGUAAUUCAAGUCUGUUUUCUUCUUAUCCCAGUCUUGAACUGGUAUUCCCUUUUUAUGUUCAGCGAUACUAUUCUUCCCCUCUUCUUCACUUUAUUUUAGACAAUUAGUAAUAUACUACUAGCUUUGUGAUCCUGUAGUAACUUAAAUGAAAAGACCACUUUGAUCUGGGGUAACCCAGCAACUCCUGCAGCACAGGCCGGGGGGUAUCCUUUCAGGAAUGAGGGGAGCUGACUCCUGAGAAACAAGAAACAAUGCAUUUUUUUUCCAUGAACGGUGCUGUUCUGAAGUCUUCAAAUUUUUCCCUCUAAUAGGAAACAGUGUAAAUGUUAAUCUGAAAAAAAAAAAGACAGACUAAAAUUUCUUGAAACAUCACUUCUCCCUGAGCUGCAGUGAGUGUAAUUCACUUGUCACCUCAGUGCUUUACAGUUUGAAGUGGUCACUUAUCUGAUGGUUCCCACAAGCCUUAGGCUUUACAGGGUCAUAUCAUUGACUUAAUAUGAAGAAUUAAUUUGUGUUACAUCUAUAGAGAGCAAAAUAACACACUCCAGAACUUGCAGUUGUAGCACUAGUUAUACAGAUUUGGGUGUUCUCACCACCCAUGGGAUGCCUGCUUCUCUCUACAACCUGUUGUCUGGACACAUGCUUAUGUCUUACUCUCCUUUUGGCAUGUAGAAAGCUGUUAAUACAGUUUAAGGCCAAAUUGUGUGUGGCUUCUAUAUGUAGAUAAGAUGUUUUGGCAUUCUUGUCCGUUUGAUUUAUUUUUUAAGUGUACAAAAAUUAGCCUGUUAAUUGUUUGUUGAAGGCUACAAUUCUGUUUUUUAUUUUUUCUAUCCGAUACAUUUAGCUGAACUUUGUGGAAUUGUGGUGUUGGUUUUGUUUAUAUAGUCAGAUUUUUCCCCCUUUUUGUGAUGGUCUUCCUUGGUUCUUUGUGCUCUUCUUUAAUUUGUUUUUUCUCUUUGUUCUCAUUUACUCUUCCUUCCACCCCCAACCCUUUCUUUCUCUCUCUGAUUGAGAGGCAUUGAAUUAUGUUUUCAGUAGUACAGGCUUCUUGCCGAUAUGAAGGGAACUUUUCAGAAAGAGACCUACUCUGGGUCAUUUAAUUUUGAAUACAGUUUUCAAUCGUUCAAGUUUUGGAUGGUUUAUAUCUAAUGUGUGUUUCAUUUUUUUGGAAAGCUAUAUUUUGUAUUUAGGAAAUGGUAUACUAUUUUGCUAUUUGUACUGAGUGAGUACAUUGGCAUAAAUAUAGAAAUUUAUAUAUAUACAUAUAUAUAAACUAUUCUUUUUUUGCCACACAUUUUUGUGGUAAAUUUGUGAGUUUGUCUGAUGUUCUACCACAACGUGGCGUCUGAUAAAAGUGAGGGGGGGUUUGUUAUGUCUUUAUUGAGUAUUUAAGUAUCUUUUGAAACAAAUGACCUUUUCAUCUGUGGCCAUUCCAUCAGGUGGUUCCUUGAUGUGAUUAGUGGGCUAAAGGUAGCUCACUGUGUGUUCGCUGGAUCUUUCACUCAGCAAAACGUUAAGAGUAAGGAAACCCAUCCAGGCAGUUGUGUCAAGUGGAGUUUCACAAGAAUGAGCCAUUCAGUCUUUGCUCACUAUAUAUUUAAUAUUUUAUUAUUGUUGUUAUUGUUAUUAUUAAUUGGCUUUCUGUAUUCUAUGCCUUUUAUUUAUAAAGACACUAAAAAAAACCCAUGUUUGUAAUUUUAAUAACAUUUUCCCCAUCUUGUAAUAUCCAGAGCUACUUUAUAAAUUCUCUAAACCAAAAGCAUUUUCCUCAAUAUAUCUCUCUCUCCCCACCCCAUCAGGAAAGUUUACCCAGUAUAGUUCAGGGUAUGAGAAGGACCACACAAUCCAGUGCUUCAGUUUUAAAAUGUAAAACUCUUUAACUGCAGAGGGUUGACUCAUGUCAGUAAGCUUUCCACUGGUAUAAAAAUAAGAAGUAGAAAUAAAAUGCUGUAAGUUUAUUUCUGAGUUUUCUGAAUUUUUUCCCAAGAGAUUACACAGGAGACUCAGGAAGUCUGUUUGUUCAUCAAGUUCCAGUUAGAAUGUUAACACUGCUGUAUGGAUAAAGUGGUGGCAAGAAGACUGGCUUGGGUGCUGACUUCUGUUAUUUAGCAAGAAGUUUAUCAUUGUAAAAUGCUGAUUGCCAAUGCCAAGUCACCAGGGACCAAUUUUCUGUUUUAUAAUAUCUAAGUUUAGAACAGAACAUACACCUGAACUGUAGUGGUUUGAUUGGAUGGAGGCAGAAAACCCAAUUUUUAUUUUCAUAAGUUUUGUGGUUAUUUGUACAAGGGCUGUGCUAAGAUACCAUAUUCUUAUUCAAUAAUGAUGGAUUUUUUUUUUACAUUGUUAAAUGUUCCUUACCCCUAAAAGGUCAAUGUUAAGUAUAGCAUUCAGAACAUACUAUUUGGUUACAAAAAGUACUCGUCUUCUUAUUGAAGAGUUAGCUUAGUGGUCAGUGGUUGAUACUUGUGCUAAUAAUGCAGUUUCAAGAUUACUGUUACAAGUUAUAUCUACAUAUAGGAGAGACUCCAUGAGCCAACAGAGGCCUUGGAAACAACAAUUUAUUAAAUUUACUUAUGGCAGAAGGACCUAAAUAAACUAUAAACCACAUUUUAUUCCUUUUUAUCGUUACAUUCAAUUGUUCUUGCUUUUAACAACUCACAUUAAUGCUUGGAGCUUACCUGUGUGUCUGCAUGAGUGUGUGCAUGUGUGUGUGUGUGUGUGUGUGUGUUUUAUUCCUUAUUGUCAUUCCAUUAUAUAUUCACACCAAUAUGGGAGAAAAUAAUUAGAAGUCAUAUUUUGCUUCUGAGCUUUAUCAUGUUAUGUUACCUUACUCUAAUUACAAAUAGAGUAUCAUGUUGUUAUCUAACCAAUGCAAAUCUGUUUUCGCCAGUCUCCCUAGAACAGGUUUUUGAAGGGCUUUGUUUAUUAUAGAAGCAGUAUUAAUGAGGGACCUUUCUUCCUUUCUUUUUUUGUAAUACUGUAUAUGCUGUAGUUGGGAAUUUCAUUAUAGUGCAUUUCUUGCCCAUCAGAACCUCAGUUUAUCUGCCUAGGAAAAAUUGUGUCAAAGGGAAUGAGAAAAGAAGUUAUAUUUGAGUCCCUCCAGAACAAAGAUAAUAAUUCCUUUUGACCAUUUAAGCCAUUAUAGAUGCUUAUUUUGGAAAAGUGAAGUCUGUUUAGAUGCAUCAGCAAUUAUAGACCAGAAAUUAAAUGCUUUAAUAACCAAAAUCUCAAAUUCAGCAUGGUUUAUAAAUAUUCACUAGGAGUAAUUUGAGAAUGUUUCAUCUUUCUGGUGAGAAUUUCUGUUAUAAUAUCUGUUUUCCAGUUGACUUUUUUCUAAUUAAUUGAAAAUUAUAUGAGAUCUGUUAGCUUUACUCUGCUUCAUGACCACAGGCUUCAUCCCUAACCAAGACAGCCGCAUUAUAUCUGCAUGCCUUUGGUUAUAUGGAGAGCCUUAAUGAGAGAGAGAGAGAGAGAGAGAGAGAGAGAGAGAGAGACUGUAUAUAGUUCAUCACCUUUAGAAUCUCAUAACAUGUAUUAAAAAAAGGUUUUCUUCUCUGCUUAUUUGUGUCACUAGAGCUAAAUCAUGAAGAUAAUGUUCAUACUAUAGUAAAUAUCAGAAUAAUACCUAGAAUAUCAUUUGUGAAUUGUCCCAGCACUCUACUUACUUCUUUAAUCCUCAUUUGUUUUUGUGUCAUUCUAGCCUCACUUAUUAAUAAAAUUCUAUUUUUACUCCAUUUUCUCUUUCAGGAAAUUUUUUUAAAUUAAUAUUUUAUAUCUAGAUUAAAUGCUUAUGGAAAAGUGCCUUUUUACCAUGUUAGUGCCCCUUUCUUGUAAUUUCAUUUUUCAUUGUUGCCAAAAACACAUUGCAAAUGACUUUAAUAGUCUCAACUUUCAUUUUUUCUAUUUAGUCAUUCUUUUCUCCAUUUUUUGAUCACCAUAGAAACAACUUCAUAACUUUCUAACGCCCUUUGGCAUAAGAGGAACAAAAAAGAUACAUAGCUAGAAUUGUUUCUUUGAAGGAGGCUAAGUGAAAGAUCACAAAAUUAUACUAUUUAGCCUUUAUAGAAAUUAGCUAAAUUUGUCUUCAUCUUGACCAACUAAUAAUAGGUCUUAACUGAAUGCUAUCCAAAAUCUUACUAUAUGUGAGACUAUGUACACAAAUGUGGAUAGUUAAAUUUCAGAAAGGAAGUGUUUUUUUUUUUUUUUUUUUUUUUUGCGGUAUG